AUGAGAAUGCAGGGCACUCUCUCAAACGCGAGAGUGUGUCGCACAUAUGGCUCCUUGUUCCUUUUCUUCAUUGCAAGCCUGGAGGUCGGGAUGGCUGCAAAAACAGCAUCAACUCGAUCAAGCCACACAGCCCUUCGAUCCAAGAUUCCAAUAAGCUUAGAAAACAUUGAGACUGCGCUGCUCGCUUUGGAGAAGCAGCGGGGUACACCAGAAUUGGCAGAGACAGUAGUUGACAUCGACAAAAUGGUGGCUGAGAUGAAAUCAAUGGUGCGUAACCAAUCCAAAUUGACUCAGCAAACCAUCAAUCAGGCAUGGACGGAUUUUGUGUCAUGUUCAGGACUCUAUGACAUCGAUUCGCACACAGGAUUGCAAUCAAUAGACAGCUUGGCUCAAGUGCAUGCAAACUGCCGAUUAGAGGAAUCUGGCUCUAAGAUCAUUCUUGAUUCUUGCGAGAAGGAGCUUGCAGCAAGGAGUUCAAGAGAGCUACAGCGAAAGGGAGCAUUUGACGCUCUGAAUCAGUUUCCCGUCAGCGGCUUUUGCGCACAUCGUGCAAACUCUUUGCAGUACAACACCGUAAGAGGAUACAUCAAGCAUUUCAGAGAUCACUUUGCCUCACAACUGAUCUCAUGGGAGCAUGCAUUUAAUGCAUCUGCCAACGCGACAAGUCUGAAACUCCACACUUUGCGAGAUUGCUACGGUGAAGAUCGCAGGAAGAAUGGGCAGGGUGGCAAAGAGGAAACCUAUCUUUCAAAGAAACUCCUUUGUCAGGACUUACAGCGAAAGGUGGAAGAUGCAGCAUGUGAUAGGAUCGCGCAUAGGGCUGAUUGUGCGGCUUAUGUGAAAUGCUACGAGUCAAAUCACAAUGCCUUUUUUGCAUCCGGUCAGACCAAGGAGUCGGCAUUGUCACAGUCACAGCAGCAGCAACAGGAGUACCAUGCACUGAUCAGAAUCAAAUGUGUUUUGGACGCAUACGCUACCUACCAGGAUGGUGCAGCUCUUUCCAAGUCCAUCUCGGAGUGUCAGCAGAUUCAAGCUGACGUCUCCUUUUUACAGGUUUCGCUUCCAGAUGAAGAGCCUGGUGCGAUGCCACCGGACAAGACUGGCUGCUUGCAUCACAGUUCAUCUGAAGCACCUGGCAGCAGCAUUUUUGCGCAGCAGUUCUACCAGAACCUCAUUGUAAAAGAUGACUUGACACAUUGGACAAACGUCCAGGAAGAUGUGCUGGCAUGUCCAGCCCUUAAGAUGCAAAGUGACAGAGCUUGGGCAAAAGACGCAACAGCCUAG
Messenger RNA from Durusdinium trenchii, 1284 nucleotides. The record is from the annotation of a GenBank genome assembly. NCBI's taxonomy places the organism in Eukaryota, Dinophyceae, Suessiales, Symbiodiniaceae.